This is a messenger RNA of Pomacea canaliculata, 1933 nucleotides long. Its product is annotated as perivitellin-2 67 kDa subunit-like. The coding region runs from base 90 to 1787 and encodes 565 amino acids. The transcript has 9 exons. NCBI's taxonomy places the organism in Eukaryota, Metazoa, Mollusca, Gastropoda, Architaenioglossa, Ampullariidae. The record is from RefSeq and is a predicted model, not a curated record.
GCUGGGUGAGUGAAUGAAGUCUUUGUUGGGUAUCAAGUGACCUGUUUUCCUGUAUCAACUGUUUCUUGUCCUGAACCAUUGCUGUCAGGAUGUCUCAACUGAGAUGGUCAUUAGUGUCACAGCUACUCGUGCUGAUUGUCGUCUGCUGCCUGAGUCACUCUGUGGAAGCUAAAGUUUGUUCAAAGGUUGUCCCGGGGCUGGACAAGCUGAGGUCUGGCGUAGACCUCACCAAGCUGGACCUUCUUCCUUUGUCAGAAUUUGGAGACAACGGAUUUAGAAGCGCUGUGGUCGACUACACUUGUGACAGUGGAGAAACGAAGAUAGUUGAUGGAACAGCGUAUGAAGUCCCUGACCAGAUGGACAGCGUGACCAUUGAGUCGUCAGGGCAACAGAGUUCCAAUGCUCAGAUAAUUAAAAGUGAAAGUCAGAUCAAAGACGCGCUUGCUGUCAGUGUCGGGGUCGGUGUGGAGACAGGAAAGGUCGGCUUCUCCGCAAGCUCGUCCUACUCCAAGAUGCAGGAGUCCAUCACAAAAAGAAACCGCGCGAUUACCCAGGUGUCCGCUAUGUACAGCACGUGCUCAGGCAGCCUGUCGCCUAAUGUUAAACUUGGACAAAGUGCACUGAUACAACUUAACAAACUUCCCACAACCUUUGCUGCUGACCCACAAGGUUACUUCGGCUUCAUCGACACGUAUGGUACUCACUUCUUUAACAAGGGCAAACUUGGAGGGAUGUUUGUCUUUACGUCUGAAACAGACAUGUCAUACUUCCAGAGCAAGACAGAUGAACAGGUAGAGGCCAAUGUCAAAGCCACGUUUCUCAGCACCCUCUCCGUACAAACGGGAGUCAAAACAGACAAGAGCAAAGAAGUAUCUGAAUUUGAAGAAGCAUCGUCGAUUACUUCUAAAUUUUUUGGUGGUCAAACCAAUCUGGCUGCGGGUGGUCUGAGUGUGUGGCAGCCGACUAUUGCAAAGCUGCCAUACUUCAUGUCAGGGACACUGAGGACUAUCAGCAGUUUGAUCACAGACCCUGCCAGGAAAGCAGCUAUGGAAACCGCCGUGAAGAACUACUUUCUGCAAGCGAAGGCCGCCGAUCUUGACCGAAUGACGUACAUCCGUUUGAACACCUGGACAGACGGUCAAACAGAAUUAAACAAUCUUUUGACGCAAACAUCAAACCUCAAGAAGAAGACGGUAUUUACUGAUGCAGACGAAAAGCUGUUACAGUCUAUCGAGGAUCAAGUGCGCGUUCCAGCAUGGUUUUCAGAACGAGGCACCUUCUGCUUUAAAUCUAUUGCAAAUGGGAACAUAGAUCAGUGCAAUGGUCAGGCAGCCAGUAACCUGUGCGCUGAGCCAAACCGUUACACUCAACGGUACUGGGACAAGACCUACCUGGGCGACACCGGGUGCAAGCUGGGCUGGAAGAUAUCGGCAAGCGAGAGUCCAGACUGGUUUAAGUCUGUCAAGGUGAAUUUCCGCUGGUAUUCAGUGUGGUCUCCGUGUGCCUGUGGGCCUGUGGGCACACCCUUCACCCUUAGCGCCUCUGCCGGUUCCUGGACACAAGACUAUCUUGACGUGACCAACCCGAAAUUCGGCGAGUGCAUGAUGCAGUGGAGGAUCGAGGUGCCCACCACCGCCCCUGUUUGGGCCAGGAACAUCAAUUUCUGCGUUGACAUCACGUGCAACAAUGUGAAAGAAUGCGUGCAGGCCAACAGAUGGACACAGCCCUACCUUGAUGUCUCUGGCAGAGGAGCUUGUGGCAUGAGCUGGGGCUUAAAGAUAAAUUAGUCUUUGGUCUGUCCUACCUAAACAGUAUAAUGAUCUGUAAAGUUGUGCUCUGUCUUGACUGACAAAGACAAGCUAUUCGCAUCAUUGUAGCAAUGCGUAUCAGUAGUGCAGAGAAUAAAAAAUCAGUUGUAUGUUUAAAAACCAAA